AUAAUGGAAUUUCACUCUUAGGAGAAUUGUUAAAUUACUACAGUAAAAUGGCUGUAUCAAAAAUAGAUCUUGCUGCAGUAUUGGAAUGCAAGAUCUGCUUAGACACUUUUCAUAAACCGAAGCAUCUUAUUUGUGGGCACACCUAUUGCCGAGACUGUUUAGAUAGCAUUCUUGAUUUUGGUGAAGACGGAAGUGCUGAAUUGGCUUGCCCAUUAAGAUGUGCUAAGAAGACAGUAAUAGAUCAGCAUGAAACAACUUCUUCAUUGAUAAAUACGUAUACAUUGACCGACCUUUUAGAUCAAAUGUCAUCUGGUGAAAAUGUUAAAUCUUUAUGUCAGCAAAGUAAAGAAUGCAAAAAAAGUAUCAGCCACUCCUGUACAACAUGCAGUGUAAAGAUAUGUGACGGAUGUCAAAAUCUACAUUCUUGUACCAACAAAUCUUUUACCAAUGUCAUUUUUAAUGAAAAAUUGCAAAAACUCCAACCAUUGUGUAAACAACACAACUCAAUUGCAAAAUUUGUCUGUAUUGACUGUGAAAAUCUGUUUACCUGUGUGUAUUGCACACACAGACAACAUAAGAAUCACAGAAUCAAAUCGAUAGAUGAAUUUGGUGUGGAAGCCAAAAAGUGGUUCCAAUCGUUCAUCACUUCUUUCGAUGAAACAAAAAUGGUGUUGGAAAAGUUAACAAGGAAAUACGGUGACGCUCUGAAAAAUUGUAAGAAAGAAAGAGCAGUACUUGCUCUUAAGUUAAAAGAAAGAAAGUUGAAAAGACUAGAAGAGUAUCUUAAAAUGUUAAAUAAAGAAGAAGAAGAUCUAUUGAAAUCAUUUGAUGAGAAAUCUGAAGAAUUUAAAGCAAAAUUAAUUUGUACUGGUUUUGUUGACAAUAACAUAGUACAAGAAUUUACAGAUUACGUUCAAAUUUUCAAUUUAAAAUCUCAUUUUGAGUUGGUUGCUGAAAAGCUGGAAAUUGAACGACAACUCCGCGGUCUAUCCUCUUUUCAAAAAACUAUCCCAACAUUCAAUUCACACCUUCAUCAAAUGAACAAAGCAGAUUUUUCGACAAAUCCGUUGGGCGAAAUGAAAAUUUCAAUUAAUGAUGUCACCACUGUUGGUAUAGAUCCUAGUGAAUGUUCUAUUUAUAAAAACUUGAUUGAUGAGUGUGAAACCCGACCCGAAUAUUCACAAUUAACAACUGAUUUAAUGAACUUAGUUGAAAGUUUGAAAGAGUACGAGAAACCAACUGCUAAUGCAGAUCAUGUUUUCACAAAAGAUUUAAAAAGCAAUAUGAUGUCAAAAAGUUACCAGACUGCUGAGAUGUGUUAUUCUUUCAAAGAAAUUGUUGAAAUCAUUAAAGAUGGUGAUCACAAGAAAUUUCAAGAAAUUCUUAUUGAACAUCCAAACAUCGUUGAAAUGAGAAUUGAUAAUAAAAGCACACUGUUGAUACAAGCUGCAUGUUACAACAAUCCAUUAAUAGUGAAAUAUUUAAUUGAUGCUGGUAGUGAUGUGUAUGCUGUGAAUAAAUAUAAAUGGAAUGCAUAUCACUGCAAUGCAUUUUAUGGUCAUCAUGAUGCUUUAAAUGUUUUAAUUAAUCAUGACGUGACAAAUAUAAACAACGUAGAAAAGUAUAAUUACACACCCUUACAUUUUGCAUCUUGUCGUGGUCAUAUCGAAUGUGUGAAGUUGUUGUUGUCUGUACCACAUAUCGAUGUAAACAUACGAAACAAUAGUGGUAAAAAUGCUUAUGAUGUUGCUGAAGAUGACACUAUCAAACGUUUAUUACAAGAACAUUGAAUGAAUAAUAACUAACUAAUAAAUUACUUUUUUAUUUUCUUACACAAUUUUAAGUCGUGUUUACACAUUGUUUUAUAUAAGAAUCUAGUUUUAAGAACAUUUCCGGUGAGAGUUGUUCAACCAUUAAAAGCACCUUAAGAACAAGUCGAAACUUAUUAAAUUUUUUAAGCUACGUUAAGUUAGAAAAGUUUUUUAACAUAUUUUGAAAAAAACGUACAGUGUUGAUAGAAGCUGCAAGUUAUUACUAUCCGAAAUAUUCUAUCUAAAGGAACUGAUUGAUAAAGAAAUUGUUUGCGGAAAAUAUAGCAGAAUUUUCAAACAGAAUCACAAAAGUUGCAUAAAUAUAUAUGUAUAAAUUUAAAAUUGGACACAAUUUUUUUUGAAAUUGUGAAAUUAAAGAUUUGUAAUAAUUAACAUCAAUCAGCUGUUUCUUUACUUACAUCCUAUUUCUAGUAUUUCCAUCGUGUAACGUAACUUUAUAUUGAAUUUACAGGACAUUUUGGAAGUAAACUGGAAAAGUAGAAAAUGCGAAAAAAAAAUAGCACAUUUCCUUCAGUUAAAAAAAUAAUCAUUUGUCCAUAUAAGCCAAAAAUGCAGACAUUGAUUCCUUGUUAUUUUCUUCAGCAUGCAUUUUGUAGUUAAUUCACUGAUACUUGAGUAUUGAACAUAAUGUGUAUGUUAAUGGAGUUUCUAUCAUUUUGAUUUUAUAUGAAGUUUUGUACGUACUAAUUAGUCAUGUAUUAAAUUUACACUUUAUAUGAGCAAAUUGUAUUUUGAGCUGAUGCUUUCUUCUUGUUGAUCUUAUUUUAUUUUUUAUUUAUCCAUCCUAUAAUUUUUGAACUUAACUUUACUUUUAAAUUGUCUCAUUUUAUGACAGGGCGUUUGCUUGUAACAUUUUUUAUAUGGUUUUUCUGUUGAUAGUAAAUAAUUUUUGAUUGGAUUACAUAUUCUGUAAAAAAAGAUUCGUAUAUGUAAUGGCACGUUUACGAGUGCAAUUAAGAAAUAAUCGAACGAGUUUUUUUUUUUGCUUUUAAUUUUCCGAGUCCGUUAGGACGAGGUUAAAUUUAAAAAGCAAAAAAAUUACGAGUUCGAUUAUUUCCAAUUGCACGAGUAAACAUUCGAUUACAUAUCACACAAUGAACUAUUUUUGUAAGAGUAGCACAGAAUGUCAAAUUCAAUGUUUUGAUUUUUUCAUUAUCGAUUUAUAAUUAGUUCGAUUCAUUGUAAAGAUAUAUUUUUCGACUUAUCAUAAAACGCGAGAAAAUAAAUAUUUAUGGGUAUGAAUCCAAAA
Hydractinia symbiolongicarpus is the source of this 3081-nucleotide messenger RNA. RefSeq lists its product as uncharacterized. The transcript has 5 exons. NCBI's taxonomy places the organism in Eukaryota, Metazoa, Cnidaria, Hydrozoa, Anthoathecata, Hydractiniidae. Gene Ontology annotation, molecular function: protein binding. Bases 48 to 1790 code for a protein of 580 amino acids. The record is from RefSeq and is a predicted model, not a curated record.